AUGGUCCAGAAAGUCCAUCAAAGGAGCAGAUUAAGGAGCACCAAGUCAAUGAUUUGGAGAAGAAAUAUUACAGAAAUCACCUAUGCUAUCCUCUUGGGAUUCUCAGAUUUUCCAAGAAUCAUAACAGGACUGUUUGUUGUAUUCCUGUUGAUCUACACUAUGACUCUGACUUGGAACCUGAGACUCAUUUUCUUAGUAAGAAUGGACUCCCACCUCCACACACCCACGUACUCCUUCUUGGAUAACUUGUCCUUCUUAGAUAUCUGUUAUUUGACUUCCAUAAUCCCCAAAAUGCUCUCCAACUUCGUCCAAGAGCAGCAAAUAAUUACCUUUGUGGGUUGUGCUGUUCAGGGCUUUGUCUUUUCAACCAUGGGCCUGAGUGGAUCUUGUCUCAGGACAGCCGUGGCUUAUGACCGACAUGCUGCCAUGUAUAAUCCACUUCUCUGUUCAUCAAUCAUGUCACCCACCCUCUGUGUUUGGAUGGCACCGAGGUCCUGUUUGGCUGGACUCUUUCUUCCAUAUUCCAAUUGUGUGGCCUGCUUCAGCUCCAUCUCUGUGGGCUUAAAUGUCACACACCACUUCUUCUGUGACAUGCCCCAACUGCUAGUCCUGUUCUGCAUGGACACUUUCUUUGUACAACUCAUGACUGCUGUAUUAACACUGACCUUUGGGGUGAUAAAUGCUCUAGUUGCUAUGAUAUCCUUGUGUAUUGUCAUCUCCAUCAUGAAGAUCAUUUCAACUAAAGGCAGAUCCAAGGCUGUCAACACCUGUGCUUCUCACAUGACAGCGGUCACCCUCUUUUAUGCCUCAAGUAUGUUUGUCUUCUUGAGUUCCAGCUCUGUAGGUUCCUCCAGCUUCGACAGAUUUAUAUCGACCUUCUACAACAUGGUGAUUUCCAUGCGGAAUCCCUUGAUUUACAGUCAGAGGAACAAGGAAAUCAAAGAUGCCUUGAAGGGGUUUGCAAAAGGAGAGAGGCCAUUGUAG
Messenger RNA from Molossus molossus (Pallas's mastiff bat), 984 nucleotides. Its product is annotated as olfactory receptor 5AN1-like. Lineage: Eukaryota; Metazoa; Chordata; Mammalia; Chiroptera; Molossidae. Gene Ontology annotation, molecular function: odorant binding; olfactory receptor activity. Gene Ontology annotation, biological process: sensory perception of smell; G protein-coupled receptor signaling pathway. Gene Ontology annotation, cellular component: membrane. The record is from RefSeq and is a predicted model, not a curated record.